Messenger RNA from Apaloderma vittatum (bar-tailed trogon), 3326 nucleotides. It is a transcript of the gene PRDM11, whose product is annotated as PR domain containing 11. The record is from RefSeq and is a predicted model, not a curated record. Gene Ontology annotation, molecular function: protein binding. The transcript has 7 exons. The annotation marks the transcript as partial. Lineage: Eukaryota; Metazoa; Chordata; Aves; Trogoniformes; Trogonidae.
AUGAGUGAAAACUUGAAGGACUGUUUGAUCCAAACCCAGACUUCCAUAGGGGAGAUGGUGACGAUAAAAACAGAGGCCUGCUCUCUGCACCAGGACCAGGAGUAUGGACAGCCUUGCUCUGGAAGGCCUGACCCACAGUCCAUGGAGGUGGAGCCCAAGAAACUGAAAGGGAAACGGGAUUUGAUCAUGACCAAGAGCUUUCAGCAAGUGGAUUUCUGGUUCUGCGAGUCCUGCCAGGAGUACUUUGUGGAUGAGUGCCCAAACCACGGCCCCCCUGUGUUCGUGUCUGACACCCCAGUGCCCGUGGGCAUCCCUGACCGGGCAGCCCUGACCAUCCCGCCCGGAAUGGAGGUGGUGAAAGAGCCCAGCGGGGAGAACGACGUGCGCUGUAUGAAUGAGGUGAUCCCCAAAGGUCACAUCUUCGGGCCGUACGAGGGGCAGAUCUCUAGCCAGGACAAGUCUGCAGGAUUCUUCUCGUGGCUGGGGAGUGAAAUCGUUGAUAAGAACAACCGCUACAAAUCCAUCGAUGGGACGGAUGAAACCAAAGCAAACUGGAUGAGGUACGUGAUCAUCUCCCGGGAGGAGAGGGAGCAGAACCUGAUGGCCUUCCAGCACAGCGAGAGGAUUUACUUCCGAGCAUGCCGCGACAUCCGCCCUGGGGAGAAGCUGCGGGUCUGGUACAGCGAGGAUUACAUGAAGCGGUUGCACAGUAUGUCCCAGGAGACCAUCCACCGAAAUCUCACAAGUGGAGACAAAAAGCUGCAGAGGGAAAAGCCAGAAAAGAACACAGAGGAUCAUGAGGACGCGAAGGGGCUGCUCCAGCUCACCACCCUAAAGCAGGGAUACAAGCGCAGCUGUGACGAGGGGGAGUCCCACCCCCAAACAAAGAAAAAAAAGAUCGACCUCAUCUUCAAAGACGUCCUGGAGGCUUCCUUGGAGUCCGCCAAGUUUGGAGAGAACCAGUUAGCCACGAGCACGCCGCUUGCCAUCAGAAAAGCAUCUCGGUACCAGGCUGAAGACAUCUUCGAGAGGUGUGGCAGCGCCAUGCAGCACGGCUCCCUGAACCUCGGCAGAAACCGGAGCGAGGGGGAAUGGAAGAUCCCCCAUGGUUCCUCUUUCAGCUCAGCCAAAGAGGUGGGCAUCCUCGAAGACGAGGAAGAAGAGCCCCUGUCCCUCACAGCGGACAGCCCGACCGAGCUGUCCCUGGCCUCUGCACAAGGCAACUCCCACGAAAUCCCCACCACCUCCUUCUGCCCCAACUGCAUCCGGCUGAAGAAGAAGAUCCGGGAGCUGCAGGCUGAGCUAGACAUGCUGAGAUCUGGGAAGCUACCUGAGCCGUCCGUGUUACCGCCCCAGGUACCCGAGCUCCAAGAGUUCUCGGACCCCACAGCUUCAGAAAGCAUCAUCUCUGUUCCCACCAUCAUGGAGGACGAUGACCAAGAAGUGGAUUCUGCCGAUGAAUCGGUUUCCAAUGACAUGAUUGCUGCUACAGACGAGCCUUCCAAGAUGUCUUCUGCGACGGGCCGGAGGAUACGGCGGUUCAAGCAAGAGUGGCUUAAGAAGUUCUGGUUUCUGCGGUACUCCCCGACAUUGAAUGAAAUGUGGUGCCACGUCUGUAGGCAGUACACGGUGCAAUCCUCUCGGACUUCGGCCUUCAUCAUUGGCUCCAAGCAGUUCAAGAUACACACAAUAAAGCUUCACAGCCAGAGCAACCUCCACAAGAAGUGCCUGCAGCUCUACAAGCUCAGGAUGCAUCCGGAGAAGACGGAAGAGAUGUGCCGAAACAUGACCCUGCUCUUCAACACAGCCUACCACCUGGCCCUGGAGGGAAGGCCCUACUACGACUUUCGGCCGCUGGCGGAACUACUGAGAAAGUGCGAACUCAAGGUAGUGGAUCAGUACAUGAACGAGGGAGACUGCCAGAUCCUGAUCCACCACAUCGCCCGGGCUCUUCGGGAGGACCUGGUAGAACGCAUUCUCAGCAUCAUUCUGGACGGGCAGAGCGAUGACGUGCUUGCGGACACAGUGGCGGUCUACGUGCAGUACACAAGCAGCGACGGGCCGCCGGCGACCGAAUUCCUGUCUCUGCAGGAGCUGGGCUUUUCUACCACAGACAGUUACCUCCAAGCAUUAGACAGGGCUUUCUCCAGCCUGGGAAUACGGUUGCAGGAUGAGAAGCCAACUAUUGGCUUGGGUGUCGAUGGUGCCAACAUCACCGCCAGCCUGAGAGCCAACCUGUUCAUGACAAUCAGGAAGACCUUGCCCUGGCUUCUGUGCCUGCCCUUCAUGGUGCACAGGCCCCACUUAGAAAUUCUGGAUGCCAUCAGCGGGAAGGAGCUGCCCUGCCUGGAGGAGCUCGAAAACAAUUUGAAGCAGCUGCUCAGCUUCUAUCGUUACUCUCCCCGACUCAUGUGUGAGCUGAGGGUGACCGCGGCCACUCUGUGCGAGGAGACCGAGUUCUUGGGGGACAUCCGAGCGGUGAAGUGGAUCAUCGGGGAGCAGAAUGUGCUCAAUGCUCUCAUCAAGGAUUACCUUGAGGUCGUGGCCCAUCUCAAAGAUGUCAGCGGCCAGACGCAGAGGGCGGAUGCUUCUGCCAUCGCCUUGGCCCUCCUGCAGUUCCUCAUGGACUACCAGUCGAUCAAACUCAUCUACUUCCUGCUGGAUGUGAUUGCUGUGCUCUCACGCCUCGCCUAUGUCUUCCAAGGGGAGUACCUCCUCGUGUCGCAGGUGGACGACAAAAUAGAGGAGGCCAUCCAGGAGAUCAGCCGGCUGGCAGACUCGCCUGGGGAGUACUUGCAGGAGUUUGAGGAGAACUUCCGUGAAAGCUUUAAUGGCAUCGCCGUGAAAAACUUACGGGUGGCUGAAGCCAAAUUCCAGUCGAUCAGAGAAAAGAUCUGCCAGAAGACCCAGGUGAUCCUAGCCCAGAGGUUCGAUUCCCGUAGCCGGACAUUCGUGAAGGCCUGUCAGGUGUUUGACCUCGCCGCUUGGCCCAGAAGCACUGAUGAGCUCAUGAGCUACGGGAAGGAGGAUAUGGUACAAAUAUUCGAGCACCUGGAGACAGUCCCGUCGUUCUCCAGAGAGGUUUGCAGAGAGGGGAUGGACACCCGAGGCAGCCUGCUGACGGAGUGGCGAGAACUCAAGGUGGAUUAUUAUACCAAAAAUGGUUUUAAAGACUUGCUCGGUCACAUUUGUAAAUACAAACAGAGGUUCCCCCUCUUAAAUAAGAUAGUUCAGAUCCUCAAAGUCCUCCCCACCUCGUCGUCCUGCUGCGAGAAGGGCCGCAACGCCCUGCAGCGAGUACGCAAGAACAACCGCUCCCGGCUCAC